AUGUUCGGCGGUCCUCCGGAGCAACCAUCAGAAGCUGAGCUUCAAGAAGCCAACCGAGUCGCUGGCGCCAAUGUCCAGCUCUUCGCCAUCACAUGCACCGCACUAUGGUUCUCACCGCAUGUCGUUGACUGGGCAAGAAAGUUGUUCUAA
Molecule: messenger RNA, 150 nt
Organism: Cyphellophora europaea CBS 101466
Lineage: Eukaryota; Fungi; Ascomycota; Eurotiomycetes; Chaetothyriales; Cyphellophoraceae
Exons: 3
Coding region: 1-150 (49 amino acids)
Source: RefSeq, a predicted model, not a curated record